Messenger RNA from Cladophialophora yegresii CBS 114405, 1092 nucleotides. RefSeq lists its product as uncharacterized. The transcript has a single exon. Lineage: Eukaryota; Fungi; Ascomycota; Eurotiomycetes; Chaetothyriales; Herpotrichiellaceae. Gene Ontology annotation, biological process: Mo-molybdopterin cofactor biosynthetic process. The record is from RefSeq and is a predicted model, not a curated record. The coding region runs from base 1 to 1092 and encodes 363 amino acids.
AUGGAGGACAGUCAAGAACGCAGGUCGUCAGGAGCAUCGCCCGAGGCUGAUAUUGUUAUCAAGGGCACAAGGUUCAGCAACUGCUUGAAUAGCAACAUUCCAGAACGUCGCAAGUUGAAAAUCGCAAGAGCUAGGACUCGGGCUCGGGCUCGACGCCACCCAAGCACUUAUGGUAGAGACAGGAAUCAAACUCCACCAACUCGUCCGCCUCUUGGGAGCUCACCAUCGGUUGGGAUAUCUUCAGCCAGCGCCCCACAGGCUGUGGAAAACGAGCGACAGAGUCCGGCAAACCUCUCUGACUCCGUCGCGGGAGACGGCACUGCAACCACCGCUGACGCGGUCCCAACACUCAAUCAUCUUACAGCCGAUGGCGAAGCGCACAUGGUCUCCAUUGCACAGAAGAAACCGACGUCUCGCUCCGCGACAGCUACCAGCUUGCUCCUCUUCUCGCACGAAGGCACUUACAGCGUGUUAUUUGCUUCACGUCUUCAAAAAGGCGAUGCCAUGGCUGUGGCCCGCAUCGCGGGUAUACAAGCCGCGAAGAAGACCUCUGAUCUCAUCCCACUCGCCCACCCGGGGCUCAACAUCACAGGCGUCACCGUCCGCCUGGAGCCCUUCAAGGGAGACAGUGUGCCCUUUCCUCUCUCAGAAGCGUUCAAGCAACCGCACGUGGCUGCUGACGUCGAGACCCUCCACGGCGGAGUCCUCGUCACAGCCACGGUCGCAUGCGAGGGCAAGACGGGCGUGGAAAUGGAAGCCAUCACUGCCGCCUCCGUGGCCGGACUGACCAUGUACGACAUGCUCAAAGGCGUGGACAAAUGCAUGGUUCUAACAAGCACACGGGUCACCGCGAAAAGUGGUGGCAAGUCUGGAGACUGGGAGUGGGACCAUAAAUCACACCAACGCAUUGUCCGCCACGACCAGAAACCCACCUCUGGUGAGCGCCAGAAAUCCCCGACCAAACAACAGAAGAUCCAAAGCGCUGUUCAGGAGACCACAAGGACCGCCCCCGUGACGGCGGAGGACAUGAAGCUCCAACGGCUGAAGCGGUGGAGCAACCACCACGAAGCCAACCGAGAGCAGGCAGGAUAA